GCAAAUGAAAGUCACAAAGCUUCUUUCCCUCCAAACUCAUGUAGUAUCCUCGACCGCCUUGAGUUGUAACAGGGGGACAACUGUUUGGUUUUGGCCCUCUGACGUCAUAUCCAUUCCCACAAUGCCAUAGUAACACGACUGCGCACUCGCGCUCGUGGACGCGCACCAGCAGACAGCCCAUCACACACAGAGCGAACAUGGCGGGCGCCUCCGACCCUCUGGAAGACAUGCUCUUCUCCGAGGUGGACGAGAAAGCCGUGAGCGAUCUAGUGGGCUCGCUGGAGUCUCAGCUGGUGGGCCAGAGCGACCCGCCCGCCGCGCAGCCCGAGAACGCUCGCCCGGGCAGCGCGAAGCAGCAGCAGCAGCAGCAGGCAGGAGGAAGAGCGCAGCUGCCUGCUCAUGUAGACUCUCCAUCAGAACCACAACAACAAGCACAGCAGCAGCAGAACGCGCGGAAAGCGGCGCGCAACCCGGAUUCCGACCCGAAAGACGCCAGCAUGGAUAAGCACGCCAAAGCCCUGGAGAAGGAGAGCCCUCUGAAGUCACAUGGCAGCAUCAUCAUCAUCACCACGGCUGCAGCAUCCGACGGGGCAUCCGCUCCUGCACCGGGCAACAAAGGUGAGAGCCCGAGGGACACCCGCAAGAAACACCCGGCUAACGCGCGCGCGCGGCGCUCCUCAGCGUCCCACAGUCUCAACGGCAACGGAGGAGGCGCAACAUCAGCAUCAGCAUCACCCAGCACCUCCAGCCCGAGCAGCACGACUUUCACCGUGCCCAGUAACCCGCAGGCGAUCGCCCUGGACCGCGGGACGCCUACCAUCGCGCUCCACCGGCUCCCGCGUCACAUCAUCGCCAGCAUCGCGCAGAAUGGAAACGGCACGUCCGUGUCCGCGCUGGUCCAGCAGGGCGCGCGUAUCGGAGCUGCGGGCGCGCAGGUUAACCACAGCAAAGCACCCGGGAACAACACGAAACCCCCGCCGACCUCCUCGCCUCCCGCUGCGGCCACAGCAGCGCCUGUCAAACCCGCUGUCAGUGUCAGUGCGGCUCCGGUCAUCAGACCUGCGCAGACGCAGCCGCAGCCGCCUGCGCAACAGAGGGUCGUAACGCCGCAGCUGAUUGUCAGACCACCGCAACAACAAACUACUAUACAGCUGCCGCCCGGAUUCACCAUCCCUCCAGGUAUGGUGCUGGUCCGGACAGAGAUGGGUCAGCUGGUGAUGGUUCCUCAGCAGGCUCUGGCUCAGGCUCAGGCCCAGAACAGCAUCUCACCGCGACCCUCCACGCCCACCAGCGUGGCCACCUUCAGGGUCACGACCCCGCAGUCUCCUGUUAGCACUCCGGCGAUUCGUCCCGCUCCUGCGGCUCAAACUAAACUGGUCCAGUCCAGUUCACCGAGUGUCGCGGCCCAGACCAGCACUGCAACCGGCCCCGCUAAGGCCCCUGUGGCAGCCGCCGUGGCAGUGACAGCUCCCCAGCAGGUCCAGCCGGCCUUGGGCCCCCAGGGGCCCCUCACUCAGAUGCCACUGGCCCCGCAGAGCGCAGCCGCCCCGGCCCCCGGAGCUCCGGUUGUCUCCCAGGAGAUGCAGGAGAACGUGAAGAAGUGCAAGAACUUUUUGGCGACGCUGAUCAAGCUGGCGUCCCAUAAUUCCCCUUCCCCAGAGACGUCUCGAAACGUGAAGGCGCUGGUGCAAGAUUUACUGGAUGCAAAGAUCGAUCCGGAGGAGUUCACCAGCCGGCUACAGUCCGAGCUGAAGUCGUCUCCGCAGCCUUACCUGGUCCCUUUCCUGAAGAAAAGUCUCCCUGCGCUGCGUCUGUCUCUCCUGAACAGCCAGCAGUCUCUCACUCAACCUCUACAGCCCAACAAAACCAGCGUGACGCCGGUCCAGACGGGUGUCAGUGUGCGUCCACACCAGCCCAACAGCACCGCUGUACUGCCGCAAGGUAUCAAGAGGGCGGCGGGUCCUGGAGGUCAGAUACGGAUGCCCGUGGUCAUCACGCAGACGGUGCGAGCGACAGGUACUUUAGGGAAGCCUGUAGCUUUCCAGACGGGCAAAAGCCCUGCGGGCGUCUCCAUACAGCUCUCAGGAAACCAGAAAAACAAGCUGAAUGACCCGGGGGGAGGCUCGUUCAGAGAUGAUGAUGAUAUCAACGAUGUGGCGUCUAUGGCCGGCGUGAACCUCAACGAAGAGAGCGCUCGUAUUCUAGCAACCAACUCUGAUCUGGUGGGGACGCAGAUCCGCUCCUGUAAAGACGAGGCCUUCCUGCCCACAGGUCUGUUACACCGGCGGAUACUGGAAACAGCUAAGAAGUUUGGAGUGACGGACGUACCGCUGGAGGCUGUGAACUUCAUUUCUCACGCCACCCAGUCCAGAUUAAGGACGGUGCUGGAGAAAGUUUCCUCCAUCGCCCAGCACAGAAUGGACUCGUGUAAGGAAGACGAGUGGUACGAGCAGUCGUCUGACGCGCGCUCGCAGCUCAAGUUUUUUGAGCAGUUGGAACGGAUGGAAAAGCAGAGGAAAGACGAGCGAGAGCGAGAGAUUCUCCUCCGAGCGGCGAAGAGUCGCUCGCGGCAAGAAGAUCCAGAACAAGCCCGUCUGAAGCAGAAAGCAAAGGAGAUGCAGCAGCAGGAACUCGCCCAAAUGAGACAACGAGACGCCAAUCUGACGGCACUCGCCGCCAUCGGCCCUCGGAAAAAACGCAAGGUGGACUCACCGGGAGCUACGACCACAGGCGUCGAGGUGUCGGGGAGUUCGGCGGAUUCUCCGGCCGGAUCGUCGGCCUCCUCCAGCUCGUCACGGCAGUAUUCCCGCCAGAGAAUAACACGUGUCAAUCUCAGGGACUUCAUCUUCUACAUGGAGCAGGAGAGAGAGACGAGCAGAUCUCUCUUACUGUACCGCGCUCUCCUGAAGUAGUGAACACUAAGCGAACGCUAAGCGAACUCUUCACACUACAGAGGAAUCAGCAGCCAAACGACCCGAGCAGACGUUCACUUCCUUCUCAGCCCUGCGACGUGCCUUCAGCCCCAUUCAGUAUCUGUGACCUUGUGAUGUCAGCGUUGCUUUUGAUAGAAAAAGGUUUGGGAAAAAAAAGAGAAAAAAACGAAGAUGUACUUCACGUUUCCUGUUUUCUCCUCAACGUUAUUAGGUAAAUUGUAUUUAUGAUAGUGAAUUUUAAGGCUUGUGUCUCCGGCUUUGAGCCGAGGAGCGUUUGUUUGUUUGUUUGUUUGUUUGUUUGUUUGUUUGUUUGUUUGUUUUUGUGUAUGAAUGAAUCUGACACUGCAAAUAUCACUUUCUUCAUCAGCAUUUUUACUGCGUUUUACAGUAAAAAAAAAUUCUAAAAACAAGUUUAGGUGAAACAUGUUUUGAAUUAUACUCUAUUUUUACUUUAUAGUGACGCAUAUCCAAGUUAAACAGAGACCAAAUGUAGGGCGGGGCUUGAUUUUGUCUGUGGGGAAUUGAUUGGAUGGUUGUGGUUUGCUAUUGGUGGAUCUCAUGUGAGUGACAGGUUGCCCCGCCUUCAUCAUCAGAGAAGAGAAAAGAUGCU
This is a messenger RNA of Megalobrama amblycephala (Wuchang bream), 3543 nucleotides long. RefSeq names its product transcription initiation factor TFIID subunit 4-like. The coding region runs from base 198 to 2912 and encodes 904 amino acids. Gene Ontology annotation, cellular component: transcription factor TFIID complex. Gene Ontology annotation, biological process: DNA-templated transcription; transcription initiation at RNA polymerase II promoter. NCBI's taxonomy places the organism in Eukaryota, Metazoa, Chordata, Actinopteri, Cypriniformes, Xenocyprididae. The record is from RefSeq and is a predicted model, not a curated record. Gene Ontology annotation, molecular function: protein heterodimerization activity; RNA polymerase II general transcription initiation factor activity; DNA binding. The transcript is spliced from 15 exons.